Messenger RNA from Volvox carteri f. nagariensis, 1550 nucleotides. RefSeq lists its product as uncharacterized. The record is from RefSeq and is a predicted model, not a curated record. The coding region runs from base 183 to 668 and encodes 161 amino acids. Lineage: Eukaryota; Viridiplantae; Chlorophyta; Chlorophyceae; Chlamydomonadales; Volvocaceae. The transcript is spliced from 6 exons.
UUACUCUCGCUUAUAAGUCUCUUACGCUGUUUCCUCUGUAAAGCCUGCAGGAGUCGUCAGAUAGUAUAGAGUAGUACACUCAGUAGCGAAUUGAAGAGAAGCUCGUUAGCCCCUUUGUAAACCACAAUUUGUGUUAUAACUGGUGCUGGUUUUGAAAGGUAGAACACUAUCACCUUUUACCCAUGGCAAAUUCAGCAGCAACCGGAGCGGAUGCGAUGGCCGUCACAGAUGCAGAAAACUGGCGCAUUCGUGUAAACCAUGAGCAGACAACUGCAAAGAACUUCCAGCAGGAGUGGGGCUUCCUGACGUCGCCAGGAACACCUGACCAUCUGAAGGCGCCGCAUGCGAGGUCGACAGUCAAGUACUUCACCGGACGCGGGGAGUACACGUUACUUCAAAAGAAGGUUCCACUCGUUGGGCGCGACGCGGAAAGAGCCGUCGAACAGGAACGGGAGUACCUCGAAACCGCCAGCCUCAAUGGAGGCCGGCCUACGACAGCCCUACAGGCGACCCUCUAUUCUCACUCCAAGCGUAUGGAUUACAUAGGAAACCACGAUAUGGCGCUGGAAACAAGCAGUCGGGUGUACGGCUCCCGUCACACGCUUGAACAGUUCGGCGUCUCACAGUUUGGGCUGAAGGAAAGCCGCAGCAAGCUUCCGCCCAACUAAAACUGGCAGGAUGCUUUAUGGCAAGAUGCUCAUACUGCAAUGGCGCGCCAAUACAUGCUUGCAGCGAACUAGGAUCGCACCACAUGGGUGGUGUCGUGCGCUGCGAAACGUGAAGGCUAGGGCCAGCAGGCAGUAGUCCGCAGGGGGUGCGCAGGGGGUUCGGGUAGCCGGGAGUCAUUUAUCGGGCCGUAAGAGCGUUGCAGCUGUACAGGGUCCUUGGGACCGGCUACUGGCGUUGGUGCCCAAGGUGUUUUGCCAUGGUUUCGGAUGUAGGCUAACUGCCGUAAGGUAGUCCCGUGUUACAUACGUGUUAAGUUUUAUUGUGAUAUAUUUAAAUAUAUUGUUAAGACCAGCAAAGCGCCGGACCCCCGUCGGGUCCUAUUACUGUGGCUACCAUUCACUGGUAUAUGAGUGUCGGUCAUUUCCAACACCCCCCCGUGAGCGACACUCUCUCGCUACGGGCCUUCCCGUGCCUCAUCCCGGUCUCCCAUUCUCUGGUCAACAGCCAGUGGGUAUCGAUCCGGCGACCUCUCGGCAGCGCAAUGCGCCAUUCGGGGCUCAUAACCUGUUAAGACCAGCAAAGCGCCGGACCCCCGUCGGGUCCUAUUACUGUGGCUACCAUUCACUGGUAUAUGAGUGUCGGUCAUUUCCAACAUAUAUGAUAUGCAAUUGUGAAAUGGUGUCAAUCUGCCUCGCUUGAUGGGGUUUUGCCAGGCCUGGGUGUAUUUCGAAGGAGCGUAUUUCGCGCAGCAUUUUCUUCUUAACCUGUGAGGGGCGUGCAGGCGCUAAGCAGGGUAUGCAAACCUGUCUCAGCCGUUGUUUGGCGCCAUGGGCAGAGUAGGGUCGAGAUAGGUAGGAUUUCGUCCUGUAACUUAUAUAAAG